GCGGCGGGGCCCCUCCCUUGGCGGGGGCGCGCGGCGCGGAAGACCGCUCGGAAAGGGGGAAGUCAGGUGGCCGCUGCUGCCACCAGCGCCACGGUCUGUCGCCAGAAGGAAGAUGGCGGAUCUGGAGGAGCAGUUGUCCGAUGAGGAGAAGGUUCGUAUAGCAGCAAAAUUCAUCAUUCACGCCCCUCCUGGAGAAUUUAAUGAGGUUUUUAAUGAUGUUCGAUUAUUGCUUAAUAAUGAUAAUCUUCUCAGGGAAGGAGCCGCACAUGCAUUUGCACAGUAUAACCUGGACCAGUUUACACCAGUAAAAAUUGAAGGCUAUGAAGAUCAGGUUUUGAUAACAGAACAUGGAGACUUGGGAAAUGGAAAAUUUUUGGAUCCAAAAAACAGAAUCUGUUUCAAAUUUGAUCAUUUAAGAAAGGAAGCAACUGAUCCAAGGCCCUACGAAGCAGAAAAUGCCAUUGAAUCCUGGAGAACUUCAGUAGAAACUGCACUGCGAGCUUAUGUAAAAGAGCAUUAUCCGAAUGGGGUCUGCACUGUGUAUGGCAAAAAAGUAGAUGGGCAGCAAACCAUUAUUGCAUGCAUAGAAAGCCAUCAGUUUCAAGCAAAAAACUUUUGGAAUGGUCGUUGGAGGUCAGAGUGGAAGUUUACAGUCACUCCUUCCACCACACAGGUGGUUGGCAUUUUGAAAAUUCAGGUUCAUUAUUAUGAAGAUGGUAAUGUUCAGCUAGUGAGUCAUAAAGAUAUACAAGAUUCCCUCACAGUAUCUAAUGAGGUGCAAACAGCAAAAGAAUUUAUAAAGAUUGUAGAAGCUGCAGAAAAUGAAUACCAGACUGCCAUCAGUGAGAAUUAUCAGACGAUGUCGGACACUACCUUCAAAGCCUUACGUCGACAGUUGCCAGUGACACGUACUAAGAUCGACUGGAACAAGAUCCUUAGCUACAAGAUUGGCAAAGAGAUGCAGAAUGCAUAAAUGAAAAUUGCAUGAGCAGAUUGUUUUAGUGUCUUCGCGUUACAAAAAUUAUUGCAAAAGUAUUCUGAGCUGACAGCUGCCCAGUGAGGUGGGCUGUUGCAUCUAAGAUCACUGUAAUUAAGUAGUGUGGUUAGAGCACAGAGCUUAGCUAAUAACCUGUUCCAUUUCCUUUGUUCAGAGGGUUGGACAUGAGUUUAGAUAAGUAUCUUACUCUGUUCCUCCUUUCGAAGUCUCUCUCUCUCUCUCUUUCUUUCUCUCUCUCUCUGUUCCUUCUCCUACAAUGAAGAGGUGAUCCCUCUGGGUCAUGUCUAAAGGGUUUGAAAUAUCUCAAAAGUACCUUCUUUACUGUAACCCUGAAGUUGUCUUUGGCUUGUGAAAGGGGCAGCUUUUGAUGUUAGCCCAGGUAGUUUUAGUGGGGUCAGUCAGUAAUGGGCACUCUAGUUAAGGUGGUUGAUGGACUUAGCCAUGUAUGCUGCUAAAGAAAUUGUCUACCUUUUCCUUUCACCUCUUCCAGCAUGGAAGAUGGAGAUUAGAGGGAGAGCAUUUUCUAACGAGUUACGUUAAACCUUCUCAGCAAGGUUAUUUAGCUAGCUUAGUGUCUAACUAAACUUUUUUAAAACAAGGCCAAGGUCUGUUGCUGUUUUGAGAUUCUGAAAUUAAAUGAGAAUACUUAUUUCAGAAAUGCAUUUAAUGCUUUUUUCUUGUGACAGUUAUGCAAAUUAGCUUGAAUUCCAUAUGUUCCUGAGUUAUUUUUAUCACAAAGCCACAAGUGUAUUAUAAGGCAGAUUGUAAUAUAUAUAUAAUCCUGAACUCAUGAACAUGUCUCAGUUGAUUCUCCCUCCCCUUGGAUUGGAAACUGAAUAUCAGUGUGACAUUAAAAUGGCAACAUUUGGUAUUUAUUUGAGUAAAAAAAAAAUCACCAGUGAAUCAUACACUAUUUUAAAAUACUUUCUUUGUAUAUUGUCAUUCUUAACAAGUUGUAAAUUAGAAAAUUUGGGAGUCCACAUGGUAUGCAACUGCAUCUUUUGUUCUCCAUUUUCCUAUGCAUCAUAAGCAUGUUUGUAAUACUUUAAAAAUAUAUCUACUGCCACCACAGGAAUUCACGCCUCGGUGAAUGUUAGCGUUUACUGUAAGGAGUUGGUGGAUUUGUGGUUUCAUUCAGUAGCUCUGCUGCUUAUACUCGAGUGGAAUCCAUUCCUCACGUACUCCUGCAGACAUCUGGGCCUGGAAUUUUUUUUUUUUUAAACACCACUUUUACUAUGUAUAAUAAAAUAUUUCAUUAGCUUGAAUUGUAUAGAUUUUUAAAAAUUCAAUAAGAGCAUGUUGUUUAAUUUCUUUUUAAAAUCACUGUUGGGCUUUGAAAGCAUUGCAAAUAUAUGACAUUGUGACAGUUUUGGCUAAUUUCCUCUUUAGCUUUUAGUCUUGGCAUCAGGAUUUUUAAGGAAAAUGAACUGAUAACAUUAAUUCUAUGUCUAGAUUUUUAAAACACGUACUUAAAUUUUGAUGAUUCUGAAGUAAAUACUAAAUAAGUAACUAA
This is a messenger RNA of Mus musculus (house mouse), 2510 nucleotides long. RefSeq names its product capping actin protein of muscle Z-line subunit alpha 2 (gene Capza2). Gene Ontology annotation, biological process: barbed-end actin filament capping. NCBI's taxonomy places the organism in Eukaryota, Metazoa, Chordata, Mammalia, Rodentia, Muridae. Gene Ontology annotation, cellular component: cortical cytoskeleton; F-actin capping protein complex. The coding region runs from base 113 to 973 and encodes 286 amino acids. The transcript is spliced from 10 exons. The record is from RefSeq and is marked validated.